Molecule: messenger RNA, 777 nt
Organism: Gavia stellata (red-throated loon)
Lineage: Eukaryota; Metazoa; Chordata; Aves; Gaviiformes; Gaviidae
Product: UPF0688 protein C1orf174
Source: RefSeq, a predicted model, not a curated record
AUGGCGGCGGGCAGGGCCGGGGCCGCACGGAGACCCGUGGCCCGUCUCUCCCAGGAUGGCAGCGCAGCGGCGGCGGCCUCCCGGGCGCUGCGUGAAGGGGUCUCCGGAGGGCGGGCGCCCGGCAGCCGCCUCCGCACAGACCGCGGGGGAAGCGCCGCCGGCGGCCCCCAGACGCUGAGCCUGUGUUCUCCACACAAAGCAGCUGCCAGGCCCUCCAAGAGGCUAAAAUGUGAAAAAAACAGUCGAGUAAAAUCAGGACUAGAAGGACUUACAUGUGGAAGAAACCUUGCUGCAUCAGGGGAAACACCUAAAACAUCCGAAGAAGGUCGACAUUCAACAGAUCCAGGAGACUACAAUAUAACUCAAGAGAAAAAAGGUGAAAGCGUUCCAGAGACUAAGGAAGACAAACAGGAAAAGGAACAUGAUGUUUCUUUCAAGCCACGUGCAGAGAAAUCAAGCAGUGCUCCAUCAAAAAUGGACAGUGGUGAAAAUCUGCACAAUCAUGUCUGCAAUGAAGAGGAGAGCAGCUCUGAAGUGUACUUUGAUGGGUCUAGCUUGGAGGAUGCAGACCUCCCGAAGAAGCCGACACAACUAGACGGUCGUGCUUUCUUGGAUGAAGACAGCAACCAGCCAGUGCACCGGUUCUUUGGAGAUGUCAAGUUCAUACAGGAUCUCCCAGCAGUUGCACUCCCAAGCACAACGAUGAGCAGGCGAGAAUUCAGAAAGCAACAUUUCAUUGCAAAGGAAGAUGAGGAGGAGGAAGAGGAUGCUGCCUAA